Moneuplotes crassus is the source of this 642-nucleotide messenger RNA. The record is from the annotation of a GenBank genome assembly. NCBI's taxonomy places the organism in Eukaryota, Ciliophora, Spirotrichea, Euplotida, Euplotidae.
UUAAAAAGCAUGAAUCAUUCCCUUUCUGGAACUGUCGCCCGUAACGAUAAAAAAGUUGAGUUCGAAAGCUUAAUGGAUAUCCUCAAGAAGCAAAAAGAGAAGUCGCCUACAAAAGGCGAGGUAAAGAAGAAAACAAUUUUUGAUACGAAGUCAUCAGGAAUUUUCUCGCACAGAAGAUCCAGCGAACCCCAAUCAACUUAUAGAGAACCUUGGAGAGCAACUAAAUAAGAUAUUCGAGUCUUUUGAUAAAGAUAACUAUUGGUAUACUGGUAAUGUGAGAGCAGACAUAAUCUACAAAUCCACAAAUAUGCUGCCUAGAUCCUACAAGGAUGAUAAGUUGGACAAAAAGGCAAAGCCAUUUAGGAACCCUGCUAGGAAUCCAGACCAAAUCAAAGAAAAGGCUUAUUUAACAAAAAUAGGGAGAAUGGCUUUAAAAUAAAAGAAUAAAGGAAUCAGAGAGCUAUUACAAGAAAAAACUUAAAGCAGAGAAAGAAUAUUUUGAAAAUAGGAGAUACCUACUAGAGAAUAUGGGCAAAGGCACCAUUGACCCUCCCUUUUUAUCUGCCAGGAACUCAACAAUAAAUCCGUCCAGCAUAAUGUCUGAACACAACAUGUACUUCAAACCUGGUAAAUAGACGAUAG